UGACUAUAAAACUCCGUCGGUUACGCUCGGCUACGUGGACUGCAAGUUGCCUUCAAAGCCCUUGGCUUGGAUUCAUUUGCAACAUUGAUGACCGUCCUUGCAAGCUCUGCGUCCUCCAAGUCUAUACGUCUUUUACCACGUCUCAGACUACCGGAAUCACGCAACGCAGACUCGCGCUUUUGGCAGUUUGCAAAUAAUCCCGAUUGAUAGCCCCAAUCUAGCGCUUAAGUACCCCACACGGAUCCAAUCUCCAUCCUUAACAUCUAUUGGCUUGCGCCAGAACCACCCGCGAACCCAAUUUUCACGACUACAGACCUCAAGACCGUUCUCCAGCAGUUCACGUACAAGAUCCAACUUUGCGUUCUCGCUAUUUGAAAGUGAUCCUGCCAUGGCUUCGUUGACGCCGCCACAGUCUCCUCCUAAGUGGAACCACACCCCGGAAGAAGUCCUGAGUAUCACCAAGCAGGCCCUUGCUCAGAACAAGGCGGUCAGUGACAAAGUCGCGGCUCUCCCGGAGGCUGAAUGCACCUUCGAAUCAUUACCGCUUGCUAACGCAGAGGCGGAAGCCCUGAUCAUUUGCGAGCCUCUUUCAUUCUACCAGAACGUCUCCACCUCCAAAGAGCUCAGAGAUGCUUCCAAUCAAGCGGAGGUUCUUCAGCGUGAUUUUGACGUCGAGGAGUCCAUGCGUCCUGACGUAUUCAGAGCCAAGGCCGCCGCGGAGAAAAAUCUGCGCGAAUCUGGUGCAUGGGAGAAACUGAGCGACGAACAGCGGAGGCUUGUGGAGAAGAUGGUGUUGGAUGGUAAGAGAGCCGGUCUCGCGCUCCCUGAGAAGGAGCGCGAGGAGCUGAUGAAGUUGAAGAAAGAGCUCUCGCAAGCUUGCUUGGAUUUCAGCAAAAACUUCAAUGAAGAGGAUGGUCGCAUCUCGUUCACUCUCGAAGAACUGGAUGGUGUCCCAGCUGAUGUCAUCUCGGGUUACACUAAGCGCACUGAGGGCUCGAAGGAAGUCUAUGAUGUCACUUUCAAGACGCCAGAUAUCUUCCCAAUCUUCAAAUCCGCGCACAAUCCAGCCACGCGACGCAGGGCUCAAGAAGGAUAUGAUGACCGACUAAAACAAAAUGUGCCUUUACUUGAGAAGGCGCUUGACCUGCGCCGGCGCAUCGCCGCGAUGCUUGGCUAUGAGACCUGGGCUGACUACAUUACGGAAGUGAAGAUGGUCAAGUCUGGUAAGAACGCCGAGGAAUUCCUUGAUGACCUUGAGGGGAAGCUGCGCCCUGUCGGAGAAAAAGAGCGUAAGAUCCUCCUUCAGCUCAAGAAAGAGGAUCACGAGGAGCGCGGUCUUCCGUUCGAUGGCGAGUUCUACAUCUGGGACUACAGGUACUAUGACCGCGUCUAUGUCGAGAAGACACUCAACCUCGACGAAUCCCUCGUGAAGGAAUAUUUCCCGGUCUCCGUCGUUGUUCCCACGAUCUUGAAAAUAUACCAGGACCUGCUUGGAGUCAAGUUCAUUGAGAUCAAGGACGACGCCAAAGAUGUCUGGCAUCCAGAAGUGCAACAAUUUGCGGUGUGGGAGAAGGAUGCCAAAGACGGAUCUGCAUUUGUAGGAUAUUGCUAUCUUGACCUAUUCCCCCGCGCUGCAAAGUACUCUCACGCAGCUGUGUGGGGCCUUCUCCCGGGCUAUGAACUGCCAUCGGGCGGACGUCACUACCCUCUGACAGCAAUGGUGGCGAAUCUCGCAAAGCCAACUCCCGACCGGCCCGCUCUAAUGCGACACGACGACGUAACGACGUUUUUCCAUGAGAUGGGCCAUGUCUUCCAUGGAUUGCUGAGCCGAACGAAGUACGCGCGAUUCCACGGUACAUCUGUGGCGAGAGAUUUCGUUGAGGCCCCUUCGCAAAUGCUUGAAAACUGGUGCUGGGAGCCCAAAGUGCUCCAGCGAAUGUCAAGCCAUUACAAGACACAGGAACCGCUGUCGCCGGAAUUGAUAGAUAAGAUGAUAAAGAGCCGCUACGUAAACGUUGGGCUAUUUUACCUUCGGCAACUGUUCUUCGCCAAGUUUGACCUCAAAGUGCACGUGGAUAAAGAGGCGGCAGAUUACACCAAACUCUGGAAUGACCUGCGUGAGUCGAUCUCGCUAGUAAAAGGGGGUAAAGCCCAGCCUGGACAAGGCACUUUCGGACACAUCGUCGGUGGCUAUGACGCAGGGUACUACGGGUACACGUACUCGCUGGUGUUUGCCGCGGACAUGUAUGCGACAGUUUUCAAGAAGGAUCCGUUGAACCCUGCUUUUGGCAAGCUUUACAGGGACAAGAUUCUCCUUGUGGGAGGUAGCCGGGAUGAAACGGUGUCCCUUGAGGAUUUCCUGGGUCGACCGCCAAACUCGGAGGCCUUCUUGCAGGAGAUGUUCGGGAAAGCUCCUUCUGCGAGCCUGUGAGAAAAGAGAAAAGCAGAGAGACGUAUACAUUCAGGAUUCAGUACCUAGUAGUCAUGUGACAGUCAUAGCAGAAGGAAUUGCAUGUGUAUUUAUGGGGUUCAGGAA
Suillus paluster is the source of this 2536-nucleotide messenger RNA. RefSeq lists its product as uncharacterized. The record is from RefSeq and is a predicted model, not a curated record. Gene Ontology annotation, biological process: proteolysis; peptide metabolic process. Bases 389 to 2431 code for a protein of 680 amino acids. Gene Ontology annotation, molecular function: metalloendopeptidase activity. The transcript has 15 exons. Gene Ontology annotation, cellular component: mitochondrial intermembrane space. Lineage: Eukaryota; Fungi; Basidiomycota; Agaricomycetes; Boletales; Suillaceae.